This is a messenger RNA of Melanotaenia boesemani (Boeseman's rainbowfish), 4583 nucleotides long. RefSeq names its product monoacylglycerol lipase ABHD2. Gene Ontology annotation, cellular component: sperm plasma membrane; sperm flagellum. Gene Ontology annotation, molecular function: monoacylglycerol lipase activity; acetylesterase activity. The record is from RefSeq and is a predicted model, not a curated record. Gene Ontology annotation, biological process: medium-chain fatty acid catabolic process; medium-chain fatty acid biosynthetic process; sperm capacitation. Bases 331 to 1626 code for a protein of 431 amino acids. Lineage: Eukaryota; Metazoa; Chordata; Actinopteri; Atheriniformes; Melanotaeniidae. The transcript is spliced from 12 exons.
UCUAGGAAGUGGGCUGUCAGCUAUCUAAAUGCUACUUCAUCCAGCUAGUACAGCUAGCUGUUUUUGCUCCUUUUCUUUCUUUUUCUUUUUUUUUUCAAAAGAUGAUUUUCUGUUUGCUAGCGACACGAUAAACAAACAAAUGAAAAGCCACGAACAAAUGAACGAGCCUGUCGCUUUGAAGCAGUGAGGACUUAUUUUUUUUCCCCAGCUGGGUGUGACCACAUCACUGUGACUCCACUUCUUCCCAUUUGUCGACCUCUGGUACAAAUUGUUAUUAGAGGCAAAACUAUCUUUUGCUGACAGGCACCAACAGGAAUAUUCAGCAUAAUCAUGAACACCCACGACUCCGAUGUGAACACCAUCUCUCCAGAGAUGCCUGCGAUGUUUGAUGGCAUGAAGCUGGCGGCGGUUGCCACGGUUCUCUACAUAAUCGUCCGCUGCUUGAACCUCAAGAGCACCACCGCGUCCCCUGACCUCACCUACCAGGACACGGCCCUCAAUCGCUUCCUUCUCAAGUCCUGCCCUCAGCUGACCAAAGAAUACAUCCCUCCCUUACUGUGGGGUAAGAGUGGUCACCUCCAAACAGCACUAUAUGGUAAACUUGGCCGGGUGAGCUCGCCUCAUCCCAAUGGAAUCAGGAAGUAUUUACCCAUGCAGGAUGGGGCCACUGCAACCUUUGAUCUCUUUGAACCACUUGGGGACCAUCGAACGGGAGAUGACAUCACCAUGGUGAUAUGUCCUGGUAUUGGUAACCAUAGUGAAAAGCAUUACAUCCGGACCUUUGUGGACUACGCGCAGAAAGAUGGUUACCGUUGUGCUGUGCUAAACCACCUGGGCGCUCUUCCCAACAUCGAGCUUACCUCUCCACGCAUGUUCACAUAUGGCUGCACAUGGGAGUUUGCAUCCAUGGUUGGCUACAUUAAGCGGGCCUAUCCUCAAACCCAGCUGAUGGUUGUGGGAUUCAGUCUGGGUGGGAACAUUGUUUGCAAGUUCCUGGGCGAGAGCGUGACCAACCAGGAACGAGUACUGUGUUGUGUGAGCGUCUGUCAGGGGUACAGCGCUCUCAGGGCUCAGGAAACAUUCCUACAGUGGGAUCAGUUCAGACGCUUCUAUAACUUUCUCAUGGCUGACAACAUGAAGAAAAUCAUCCUAUCACACAGGCACAGCUUGUUUGGAGGAAAGUCUAUCAAAAUGAUAGAUGCAGAUCUCAGUCGACUGUACACAGCGACGUCCCUCAUGCAGAUCGACGACAACAUCAUGAGAAAAUUCCAUGGCCACGGCUCACUCAAAGAGUACUAUGAGAAGGAGAGUUGUGCAAAUUAUAUUCACAAUGUAAAUGUGCCACUGUUGCUGGUCAACUCUUCAGAUGAUCCUCUGGUUCAUGACUCACUGCUCGCUAUCCCUCGAACACUAGCAGCAAAGAAGCCGAAUGUGAUCUUUGCCCUGACACUUCACGGAGGCCACCUGGGUUUCUUUGAAGGAGAGGUUCUCUUCCCCCAGCCCCUCACCUGGAUGGACAAAGUCAUCGUAGGCUACGCCAAUUCCAUGUGCCAGUGGGAGAAACAGAAACCACCGUGCCAAAGUGUCCACCUGAGUGAGAUCUCCUGCUUAGAAGAGAAAGCUUAAAACUUUCUUUCUCAUUCGUUCUCUCCCCUUUCACAUCCUCCACCCUCUCUAGCACCACUGUCCACACACUGCACCGAGGAGACAUUUAAACUGCUCUCUCUUUUCUGCCUUCUCCUCUGGUGUUACUAACCACAACCAACCCACAAUCCCCUGAUCACAUGCCUUCACCCCCCUCCUCCUUUGUGAUCACCAUCACCUUACAGUGUGAACAGACAAAAAUAACUAACUGCCUUCCCGGUUGUUUCCAAUGCGAAGACUCAGAGCUGGAACAUUUUGUCACGCUACACCUACACAUCCGUGACACUUGGCUAAUGGAAGCAUUGACCAAAUAUGACAUGAGGUUAAGUCGAGCUGCCAUUAAAAGAAAAGUGGGAAUAUGACUUUAGAUAAAAAAAAAGAGCACACAUGAAGCCUCCUGUUACAGUAAGCAAAGACUGUGCAACAGUCGGUGCCUAUUUUACUGCACCUAUAAGAAUCUCACUGCUUAUCACCGCCAAGGCCAUAUAGCCUAGUCUGCUGUCUUUAACAAUGCAGCAUCUUUAUAGUAUGUCUGUAUGUACGUAGCUCACAGAUGAGGUGAGUACGCCUGUGUAUGCCUGUGUCAGCCAUGAGUUCAGGCCCGUGACGGGGCAUGUGGUCUUUGUUUUGGGUUGGUGUGAUACAAAUAUCUGGUGUGUUGACCCUUUUAAUGUAUGUUGUUUUGGGUGAAUCGUUGCUCUGUUUGUAGUAAAUGUAUUGUAGAAAAAAAAUGUAUUACAGUGGGAUUUUAUGCAUUAUUUCCAGCUCAUAUGAUCCUCGUGGCAUUUAUGUUUGGCACUUGAAAGAAAAGUGUUCAAUGCUUACCGAACAUGGCCAGGGAUCAGUCCGUGGAAGGAUCCAUGCACAUUCCCACAGGCGCAUUCUAUUACUUUGAUUCUGUGCACUUUACACUCUGUAUACCACAAUCUUUUUUUUUCUUUCUUGUUAGUAAAAUCGCAGGUAUGAAUAUUAUUAAGGGAUCAAGAUGAUAACUAAAAGUUAAAUGACUCAGAUGUUUCCCAUAUUAUAUCCUGUUGAGUGUCUUUGAGCCCUCUUACUUUCCUCUGCCUUUGAUCAGUUGCAGGUCCAGCUAAGACUUCUCUACCUACUGCACAGAGACAGACCUAACACUCAAUCCACAUUGUUUGGUGCGAACAUCAACCAGCAGACAAUCCCUUGGUUUUAAAAUAUUCCAAGUACACCGUACAGAUUUGCCCAUGUGGUGCUAUAAAAGGGACAAUUCAGCAGUUUGAAGCAGCUGUUUAUUUUAUUAUUUUUUUUUAUCUGAGCUGUGAGGUGUGAUAAGUAGGAGGGCUGAAGAUACCAAAGACAAAGCAAAUGUUUAUUUUAGAGGAUUGUUCAUAAAAUAUUGAUGAUUGUCACAUUAUGUAAUUGGCUGACAAAUGUGUGCACGUAAGAAGAUGAAUUUUAAUUCUAGGGAUUUUUUUUUUGUUUGUUUUGUUUCGGCAACUGUAUUGGACGGUUUUUCCUUUUUCCUCACCAUGCUGAGCAUUUCAGGUGAUGCAGUACUGCAGCUUAAAAACUGCACUGAAAGCUGAUUGCAAACCUGUCCUGAUAAAAUCAUAUUGCAAUGUAGGGACCUGUGGACUAAAAGACUAAUUUAAUUAAGAAUUUUUCACAAACCUUGUCGUAAGAGUUUAGGCUGCUUUUUCCGAGGUAAAUAUCCAGCCAUGAAAUCUGUGGUCUAAUACCUGCUUCUGAACACUGUGAUGAGAAAUGUGGGUGGUUUGAAAUGAUGAGUGAACUGACUGACAACAGUGCCUUUUGUUAGGCUGUUUAGGCCAUGUUUCUAAUACCUCAGUGAUUAGUAUUUGAAUAUAUACUUGAAAUAGUAGGAUUUAUUUUGAGUUUUGGCAUAUCUGCAAAUAAAACAUGCAGCCAGAAUAAAAGAAUCAAUAAAACCAUAAGAAUAAAGAAAUGUCCUUUCCAAACACAUCAACUGAGCACUAGCAUCUGUCAUACAUAAUGGUUAAAAAAUACAUUUCAUAAGCAUAAAAAUUAAUUAUCAGCUGUUGAGGUAGUAGGAUGGGUUUUAGGCUUUUUUUUCCUGAAGUACUGUAAUGAUUUCUACUUCAAUCAGCUGUUUUUCUUUACCUCAAGGACAGUUAUGUGACCAUAAAGUUUAUAAACUUUAAACAAAUGCUAUGAAUUCCAAACAUUAAAAUUUUAUCCUAACUAAUAUAGAAUGUUUCCUCCUAUAACAAGCACCCAUCCAAAAUGUGUGCCCUCAUCAUUUCCGUAUGUUCUCUUUAGUACCUGGACUUCAUAACAGACAUUUUUAUGCACUGUAAGUUAAAACCACGUGAGUACUUGAUAUGGCUGGAACUCAUCCGCCUGCUGUGACUGAACUAUGAGUCUGACACUAGAAACACUUCAAUUUACAGUGACACCACAUUUCACAAGGUUCAGUGUCAUUGUGAAGGAUAUCUAGUUAAGGUCUUUCUUUCUGCCUCUAAUGGCACUGUUGCCAUCUGUUGUCAGGGAUAGUGAACUACAACUGCCAGACAUUUAUGGCAAACAUCCUCUCAUCCACCCACGGUCAUGUGGUUUAUAGUUCAACUUGUCCACAACUCUCAUUUAUAAGAAAUCAGGUAUGGUUUGGGAUUCUUCUGCCUCAUUGAAGAAUCGGAUAAAUUUUGCUGACACCAGCGCUGACCCAGUUUUUUGCAGUAUGAGCCAUUGAGUUUUUUUGCCUCUCCAACUGCACAAAAAUGCAGGUUUGGAUGUAUUAGAUGCUUUUUUUCUAACUAAUUAUUUUGGGUAUUUGUUAGUUUUUGUAUUUUGUAUUGUUAUGACUUGUGUUAUUUGCCUGUGAAAAUGGAGCAGAGUGUGAGUGUUGAGUAGCCAUACAGAAGGCACGUAUUGUGUCAUAUCACCACCUCUGAUCCAUUGAAACCAAAACAAAACAAAAGGCAAAA